AUGGAUGUCUUCAGAAAUGAAUUGACUUUAACCUUUUUUAAAGCUUAUUGCAAUGAAAAUAUUCGAGUAAUCGAUAAUAAAUUUCAACCCCUUGUAGGUAAAACUGUUGAGUACCUUUAUGAUCCAAAUAGCAGGGCUGAAGCUAUGCAAAUAGGACAUGAGUUAUUACAGCAGGGCAAUUAUAGGCAUUAUAUUGUAACUUUAGUUAAUGUUGAAGUCUUUAUUCAGAUGAUGUUUCAGAUUCGUUAUAAAAAUAUUCGUGCUAAACUCAAAAGUGCUAGGCCUAAUAAUUUGCUUAUAGCAAUAAGAGGGCAUCGUAAAUGGGAUAAAAAUAUUGUAUCAUAUAAACUUAAUCAAUCACCUGCCAUAAUAUCAUACCUCAAAGUUAAGCAUCAGAAACGUCUUUCUUUAUCAAGGAAACAGAUUUUGAUGCAGUUGCUACUUUCCAAAAUCUUUGAUCCUAAAGAAGCUGAAAAUCUUAAGUUUGACCAAGAGCGUUUUAUUCCAGAUACUAUGGCACUUAAACGUUUCUAUAUGCGAAAUAUUUAUGGUGAUAAAGAUAUAGACAAUAAGAUUUGGAAUAAUCUUUGUAAUAAAAAGUUUGUAAAAUAUUUUAGCCUGCCUGAACCUCAGAAAUAUUUCUUGAUGUUAUCUCACUUUCAAAAACAAGGCUAUAAUAAGGAGAAUGCAAUAAAAGGGUUAGAGGCCAAAAAUAUUGCGCAAUGGAAAGAUACUCAUUAUAAAACUAAUGAGAAUAUUGAGAAAUCAGUAGCAGAAGACUUGCACAAAUCAUAUUCAGCUAAUCAUUGGAAGGAUAUAAGAGAACUCUUUCAAAUACUAGGCUUUACUAGUAUAGAUAAUAAGCAUAUAAUUUCUGGUAAUAUAGUAUUAAAAGCAUUUACGUAA
Funneliformis geosporum is the source of this 906-nucleotide messenger RNA. Lineage: Eukaryota; Fungi; Glomeromycota; Glomeromycetes; Glomerales; Glomeraceae. The record is from the annotation of a GenBank genome assembly.